CAGACCACAUGUUUCAAAUGAAAAUUUUUUCUCAGCAGAAACCUGAUUUUACUGCGCUGCAUGAUCUGGUUGUUUUUCCAUGUUAGCACAACCAGCUUGAUAGCUACAUGUAUAAGACACUGAGGGUCAGAUCAGUGUAGCAGUUUAUGAUCAGUACAGUGAGAGUUAAAAGUGAGCCCUGAGAUUUGAUUGGCUGAACAACCGCCCAGGAUGCCACGAGGAAAGACCACUAAACCCAAGAAAGCAACGACCAUUGAGGAACCGAAGAGAAGGACAGGCAGGACAAGAGGUCGAGGCAAAGCAAUGGCCAGUAGCGAGAGCAAGGUAGCAGUGGGCAGCAAGAGAAAGUACAAGACUGCCGCUUCUACAGAUGCUGCACCACCAGAAGAAGCGGUUGUUCCUGUGCCCAAGAGACAAAAGGCCGGCACCAGCCGUGCAACAGAAGAAACUGACAGGGCUGUGUUUGUGAACGUCAAGGCCCCUAAACCAGAGCCCGAGAAAAGGGGAGAGACGGGUGCCAAAAUUUCCCACCACUCACACAGACAAGAGCCGGGGGAGGUGAUGACAUUUGGUCAAGGAGACAUUGGGCAGCUUGGUCUAGGGGAGGAUAUUGAUGAGAGGAAGAAGCCGAGCCCAGUGCGUGGAGACUUAGAGGGAGAGGAGGUGGUCCAGUUGGUGUGUGGGGGGAUGCACACGGUCGCCCUCACUCGGGACGGAAAGGUGUAUACGUGGGGUUGCAACGACGAAGGUGCCCUUGGACGACCCACUAUAGAGGGGGAGGAGUAUAGCCCUGGUCUGAUGGUGGGACUAGAGGAUGUGGUCAUUGUACAAGUCUCGGCAGGUGACUGUCACACGGCUUCCCUCACUAACACUGGAGUGGUCUACUGCUGCGGAGUGUUCAGGGAUUCUAACGGUCCCUUUGGAUUGGCCCAGCCUGGUCCCCCUUCCCCUUCUCCCAUUGUGGUCUAUGACUCCCCCACAAGCCGAGCUAUCAAGGUAGUUUCCGGUAGUGACCAUGUGGUGGUACUAACAAACGAAGGAGACUUGUUUAGCUUUGGGUGUGCAGAGCAGGGCCAAUUGGGGAGAGUUCCCGAAUGUUUCAGUGCUCGUGGUGGUCGCAAGGGCGUGAAAUAUCUACUUGAUCCUCAGAUGGUUCGAUUUCGUAAAUCUCGUGGAGUCAAGACCAAAUUUUCAGAUGUUUUUUGCGGCAGCUACACAACAUAUGCUUACACUCAGUCACGGCACCUCUUUGCUUGGGGGCUCAACAAUUAUGGCCAACUAGGAGUGAACGAUGUUGUUAUUCGAUAUGUACCUGAGCAAUUACCUAGCGAUUGUCUGGACACAUCUGAAGACACUGACGGCUCGAGAGAAGAACUGGAGAUAGCCGGAGGUCAACACCAUUCUUUGUUAUGUCACCGUGGCAGUGUGUUUGUGAUGGGGCGAAGGGAAUACGGAAGACUGGGUAUGGGGGAGGAGGAAAAAACUGAGCCUCUUUUGCCAACUAGACUACCCACUCUGACGGACAUUGUGAGUGUGGCUGCCGGCUCUGUGUGUUCGUUUGCUGUGUCGCGUUCCGGACAGGUGUAUUCGUGGGGAAUGGGGACGUCCCUGCAAUUAGGCAAUGGUAAAGAGGACGACAUUUGGAAGCCCACUCCCAUCACUGGAAAGAAUAUUAUAAAUCGAAAAGUGAUUGCAUCGUCAUCUGGAGGGCAACACACAGCUCUGUUAGUCAGCCUUCCAAAUGAAUCUUAGGAUAUAAUAGCUGCAUGGUGUAGGUAUUUUGAUUGCAUGCACCUUGAUUUCUUGUACCAUCAAAUACCCUCUUUUACUCACUUCUACUUGUACACAUGCACAAUUAUAUACAUAAAGAGAUUUUUCGUCGUAUAA
Molecule: messenger RNA, 1887 nt
Organism: Halichondria panicea
Lineage: Eukaryota; Metazoa; Porifera; Demospongiae; Suberitida; Halichondriidae
Product: regulator of chromosome condensation-like
Exons: 6
Coding region: 211-1752 (513 amino acids)
Cellular component (GO): cytoplasm
Molecular function (GO): guanyl-nucleotide exchange factor activity
Source: RefSeq, a predicted model, not a curated record